This is a messenger RNA of Manihot esculenta (cassava), 975 nucleotides long. Its product is annotated as putative proline-rich receptor-like protein kinase PERK6. The record is from RefSeq and is a predicted model, not a curated record. Gene Ontology annotation, biological process: protein phosphorylation. NCBI's taxonomy places the organism in Eukaryota, Viridiplantae, Streptophyta, Magnoliopsida, Malpighiales, Euphorbiaceae. Gene Ontology annotation, molecular function: ATP binding; protein kinase activity. The transcript has 6 exons. Bases 1 to 975 code for a protein of 324 amino acids.
AUGGGUUGCGGCUGCAGCAAGCGUAGUACCCUCGAUGAUUAUGAUACAGAUUAUGCGUACACAUCCAUAGCACAGCCAUCUGCGUCUUCAUCUUUAUAUUUCACCGCUGGUAGCCCAUCGUCACUUCCUAAGACGGACAAAGGAUAUGGACAGAGACGAUCUAUGCAAGCUUUUGUCUCUCAGAAUUAUGAAGGAUUUGGACAGAGCCAAUCUGCAUCUUCAACCUCACUUCCCAAGGAGCCUCAUAGUCAUACGCCUGUCUCCCAGAAUCGUCAAGGACAUGGACAUACGCCAAAGGAAACUGAUGAUAGAUACAAGUCACCGGCUGUAGAGUCAGUUGCGUCUAGCUCAUCCUCGUUUCCUGAGGAGAGUAAAAUUAAUCAUGCAUCUGGCUUUGAGCUAAAGAAAUAUAGUUUUAAAGAACUAGCAGAGGCAACUGAACAUUUCUCCAACAACAAAUUCCUUGGCGAGGGUGCUUUUGGCCAAGUCUUUAAGGCAAACCUAGACGGAAAAGAAGUUGCUAUCAAGAAACUCAAAAUGGUACUGAUGGAUACCGAGGUUGACCAUAGUGAUGAGCAGCCGAAAAAUCUCGAGAAACUGUUGGAGGAGCUUGAUGUCCUAAGAAUUGUGAAUCACCCAAAUGUUGUUAAAAUGGUCGGCUACUGCAAUGAACAAAAGAAUAAAUUGCUCGUUUUAGAAUAUGUUGCCAAUAAGUCCUUGAGGUUUCAUUUAAAUGGAAAGAAGCCUUUGGUGUGGUCAAACAGGAUGAAAAUUGCUAUAGGCUCCGCUAAAGGAUUACAAUAUCUCCAUAAAGAAUGUGAUAUUAGAAUCAUACAUCGAGAUAUAAAGGCCGAUAAUAUUCUACUUACCAAUGAUUUUGAACCAAAAGUUGCAGAUUUUUCUCUUGCUAAAUUUUUGCCCAAUGCUACUAAUGUUAGUCAUAUCACCAGUAUAUUGAGGGGAACAAAUGUGUAA